This is a messenger RNA of Rhinopithecus roxellana (golden snub-nosed monkey), 4254 nucleotides long. RefSeq names its product zinc finger DHHC-type palmitoyltransferase 2 (gene ZDHHC2). NCBI's taxonomy places the organism in Eukaryota, Metazoa, Chordata, Mammalia, Primates, Cercopithecidae. The record is from RefSeq and is a predicted model, not a curated record. Gene Ontology annotation, molecular function: protein-cysteine S-palmitoyltransferase activity. Gene Ontology annotation, cellular component: endoplasmic reticulum; Golgi apparatus. The transcript has 13 exons. Bases 665 to 1768 code for a protein of 367 amino acids. Gene Ontology annotation, biological process: peptidyl-L-cysteine S-palmitoylation; protein targeting to membrane.
CGCAAGUUGAAGCGCGAGGUUUCCAAGCGGGCUUCGGGGACGCGGGCCUCGGCGCUGCAGACUUUCUCAGGGCGCCUGGGUCGCGGCAGGCGCGGAGUCCCGCGCGCAGCAGCUGUUCCGCCGGCCCCGCCUCGGACCCCAGCCCUGCACCAAGCGCGACAGCGCCCGCGACCCAACUGCCCCGAGUGCCGGGCGCCUGGGGAGGGGCCGCCGCUGCCCCCUCCGCCCCGGGAACCAGCGCCAAGCAGCCGCCGCCUCCCCGGAAUCCAGAGGCCGAGCCGGAGGCGGCGGGGCCACAGUGUGGCCCCGGAUCCCCGCAGAGCCCGCCCGAGGGCGCAGCCGGCCAAGCCAGGCGAGGCGGCCGGGCGGCUGGGAACGGCGGGGGCGGAGCACAGCCUCCCGACGCCGCCGCCUCGCCGCCCCCCUCCGCCUCCUCGUCCUCCGCUCGCAGCCGCCGCCUCCGCCGGGCUGAGGAGCCGGGAGUCCGCGGCGCCGGCUCGGGGCUGCGGGAUGGGGAGUUAGCGCCACGGCGGCGGCAGUGGCCGCAGCGCACCCCGCCGCCGCCCAGGAGCCCGUCCAGGCAGGGGUGCCGGGAGCGCCCAGCCCGCCCCGGAGCCAGGCCCGCGGGCGGCGGCGGAGCUGGGCAGGUGGAUGCGGCUGGAAGAUGGCGCCCUCGGGCCCGGGCAGCAGCGCCAGGCGGCGGUGCCGGCGGGUGCUGUACUGGAUCCCGGUGGUGUUCAUCACCCUCCUGCUCGGCUGGUCCUACUACGCCUACGCCAUCCAGCUGUGCAUCGUGUCCAUGGAAAACACUGGUGAACAAGUUGUGUGCCUGAUGGCCUAUCAUCUACUUUUUGGAAUGUUUGUCUGGUCAUACUGGAAAACUAUCUUUACAUUACCAAUGAAUCCUUCAAAAGAAUUCCAUCUCUCUUAUGCAGAGAAAGAAUUGUUGGAGAGAGAGCCAAGAGGAGAAGCCCAUCAGGAAGUUCUUAGGCGAGCAGCCAAGGAUCUUCCCAUCUAUACCAGGACCAUGUCUGGAGCCAUCCGAUACUGUGACAGAUGCCAACUUAUAAAACCAGAUCGCUGCCAUCACUGCUCCGUCUGUGAUAAAUGUAUUUUGAAGAUGGAUCAUCAUUGCCCAUGGGUGAACAAUUGUGUUGGAUUUUCAAAUUAUAAGUUCUUUCUCCUUUUCUUGGCUUAUUCUCUGCUCUACUGCCUUUUUAUUGCGGCAACAGACUUACAGUAUUUUAUCAAAUUUUGGACAAAUGGCCUACCUGAUACUCAAGCCAAGUUCCAUAUUAUGUUUUUAUUCUUUGCUGCAGCUAUGUUUUCUGUCAGCUUGUCUUCUCUGUUUGGCUAUCAUUGUUGGCUAGUCAGCAAAAAUAAAUCUACAUUAGAGGCAUUCAGAAGUCCAGUAUUUCGACAUGGAACAGAUAAGAAUGGAUUCAGCUUGGGUUUCAGUAAAAACAUGCGACAAGUUUUUGGUGAUGAGAAGAAGUACUGGUUGCUACCCAUUUUUUCAAGUCUAGGUGAUGGCUGCUCCUUUCCAACUUGCCUUGUUAACCAGGAUCCUGAACAACCAUCUACUCCCGCAGGGCUGAGUUCCACAGCUAAAAAUCCCGAGAACCAUCAGUUUCCUGCAAAGCCAUUGAGAGAGUCCCAGAGCCACCUUCUUACUGAUUCUCAGUCUUGGACGGAGAUCAGCACAAACCCAGGAAAAUGCAAAGCAGGUAUGAGCAAUCCUGCAUUAACCAUGGAGAAUGAGACUUAACUCUUCAAGCAAGAUAAAUUCACAAUUUACAAAAGUAUCAAUGCUGUAGAUGAUGGAAGAGGCUUCCCACAGGAAGGUGCCACUGGUCAGUUGUGCCUAUAUCCCUUUGGCUGGAAAUGCAGAAUAUGAAUUGAUCAGUUAUCUCCAAGCCAUUGCUUAAAAUAUAACAUGUUUUGGACCCAAUACACACAUUGUUACAACUAAUACAAAUUCCUAUUAAAUAUUAAAAGUAGUUCUGGUUUAUUAAUCAACAGGGAAAACAUCUUCUCUGAAAAACUUGGAAUAAAUUCGAGGACCAGCUUUUACCCAAAUACAUGGGUAGCACAGUUUAUCACGUAGAAAGUCCAUUAAUGAUCUGAUCUUCUGAAUCUGAAAAUGGAGACUAUUAAGAUAUUAAGAUUUCAGAGAUUUCAAGUCACAUUAUAAUGAUAAGCGUUAUUCAUAAAACUUGUUACCUUUAAGAAGGUGGAAGUGGCAAAGCAUACUUGUUUUUGUUCCUCUGGUGUGAAUCCAGCCUCAGACUGAGUGAACUGUGAUAAUUAUGAAAAUUCAUUACAGAGUCCAGGUGGCCUGCAGUUGAAGAUCUUCAGCCAUUUUUGCCUCAGUUAAAUCCAGCCCUUGUUCUCUGCUGGAAAAUGUGUGGACAUUGAAGCUUGAGCUCCCUCUUAAAGCAGUUGGCUGGAAUAGUUUUGUCCGAAUACAGUACAUUUCUAUUACAUCAGAAAUAUAUUUUCAUCUCUUCUAAUCUUCUUAAGUUGGGAAAUUUAUGAUAGCAAUUAUGAAGAUUGUUUUAUGACAUUCUUUUGUUUGGCUUUUUAAAAAUCUCUUUUUAGAUUAUUUCUCCUGUUGAACAUAGUAAAAAUAUUGAAUUUCUCUUAAGAAUUCCUAAUAGGUCAACAGAUUUAUCCUCCAGUGAUAUCUGUAUUAUUUGUUUCUCAUCUCAUCAAAAUUAUGACAGGUAAACUAUAUUUUUCCUUAAACACCUAUUAAGAUUAAAUUAUGCAAAUCAUCAAAAAUCAUAAAACUUUUGGAAAGUUAGUUCAACAUGAACUAAAAUGGAUGCUGUUUGGAAAUUUAGUUUGAGAUAAACUAAAAUGGUGUGUUUGUUGAUGCCAGAAUGUUCAGCUUCAGUCAAUAUGAUAAGCUCUUGUGCCUUGUAUGCACUAUUUAAAAAAAGUUUUCUUGAGUCCAGUAUAAUUUAUGUAAAUGUUAACAAUUAGAAUAAUACUCUGUAUGUUUUUUUUUGGUACUGAUUUUGAGAAUUUAAAGCAGAUUACCUUUUAAAACUGGACCAACUAAUUGGUAUUUAAUCCAAGAGAAUAUGGUGAUAAACUUUUCAAAAUCUUUGUUAAACCAAACAUUCAACACAAAAUAAACUAGAAGGCCAGAGGAUAAUGGAAUAAAGGAUCAUUGCAAUUACUUAUCCUUCCUAAAAGUAUAGUUUUAUAUUAAUUGUGCUUAUGGAGGAAACAAUGUCAGCCAAGUCCAUUUUAUAGUCAGAGUGCAAUUCUUUGAACAACAGAAAAAUCUGCAGUCUUUUAGAGAUUUGUUUUAAGCUAACGAGUUUCAUCUGACAAUCUGCUUCAAGAAAUCUUAGAAAAUAUGAUAACAUUUUAACUUUCAUUUUAGAGCACGUUUUGGUCAUUUAAAAAAAUACCUGAAGUGCCAGACUGGAACGUAUAGCUACUGCUAGAAGUCUUAAAACCAACAGCAGCACAGGAUGAAUUAAGAAUUAUAUGAAGUCAGGUUUUUUUUCCCAAAGCACAGUACUAUUAGCUGUUUUGGUGGACAGGAUUCGAUUAAGUAUUCCCUCUUGUCAAACUGGAAGCUAGGGGAAAAAGAGGGAUUUUUAUCCUUUACUCUGCUAGAGUACUGUUACGCCCCUUCCCCCAGUCUUUUAUACAAUUAAAUAUAUGUCAAUGCACAUUAGAAUCAGAUUUGAAAAAGUUAAAACAAUUUCAUUGUUGUAAUUGUUCCCUUUCUGUUUUCAUACAGUGAAUAACCUUUAAAGGGUUGUUUUGUUUUGUUUUGAAUUAUAGGAGUUAUAAUUUUUGGAGAUGAUUGCAUAUCUUAUUAGAUAUGCAAUACAAAUUUACCUGAGUGAACAAAGUGCUUAAUAAAUAGAUCUACAUUUUGUACAUAUUUAUAUAAAAUUUACCUUUAAGUAUUUGCUUUAAAAAAUUUAAUGGCUUAACUCGAACUUGAAGACACGUACUUCAACUGUCCUUAUUGUCCAUUAAACUGAUAAUUUUGAUUUUUCUUGUUUUUAUAGAUUUUACUAUAUAGGAAUCAAGAUUUAAGAAAUUUUGCAUUAAAAAUAGUGUACCAAUGUUUCAUAUACAUUAGUUAUUUGCUAUUAUGUAGGGAAGAGGAUUGUUAUUUCAAAGAUGUAUUAAAGAACUGUUGCAUCUGAAUACAAUCAUGAUGCAUUCAAGGAAGUUCAUAUCCGUGAAUUCACUCCUAAUAUACCCUACUAAAGUGGUUGA